CAUUAGGUCUACCCGUCCUUCCCCAAACACCCCACAAAGGACCGCAAGCUGAAGGUGGCAUGGGUAGGAGACGGGAACAACAACGUGACACACUCUCUGGUCAUCGCUUGUGCGAAGUUGGGUGUGGACAUGGCCGUAGCCGCACCAAAAGGAUAUGAGUGCCUGGAUGAGGUAGUUGAAGACGCCAAGGAUAUGUGCAAAGAGAGUGGCGCUGAGAUUACAUACACAAAUGACCCCAAGGUAGCGGUGGAGGGCGCUGACUUCAUAACAACCGACACAUGGGUGAGCAUGGGUGAUGAACACAAGAAAGACGAGAAACUUAAGUCGUUUGAGGGCUAUCAGGUGACGGAAGAGCUGUGCAAAGGAGCGGACAGCGACUGGCACUUUCUGCACUGUCUUCCCAGACAUCCUGAGGAGGUGGAUGACGAGGUCUUCUACAGUAAACGGUCGCUGGUUUUCCCUGAAGCCGAAAACCGCAUGUACACAGUCAUGGCUGUGAUCUUGUUCCUUAUGCGCGAGACUGUAUGAAACAGCUCAUACAUGCAGAAUCAAUAAAGUGUGCAUAAGCAUCACCUAUGGUUAGUGGAUUGAUAUAGUGUGCAUAUACAUAAC
Sphaeroforma arctica JP610 is the source of this 612-nucleotide messenger RNA. RefSeq lists its product as hypothetical. Gene Ontology annotation, cellular component: mitochondrion. The transcript is spliced from 5 exons. The coding region runs from base 130 to 528 and encodes 132 amino acids. Gene Ontology annotation, molecular function: ornithine carbamoyltransferase activity; amino acid binding. Gene Ontology annotation, biological process: L-citrulline biosynthetic process. NCBI's taxonomy places the organism in Eukaryota, Ichthyosporea, Ichthyophonida. The record is from RefSeq and is a predicted model, not a curated record.